AUGCUGGAGGCAAAGAAGCUUACUUCUGAGGAGAAAGAAAUCUUUCAACAAGUGGUGGAACUCGGGAACAAAUUGAACGCGAUGGUGGGCAAGACUCAUGAGAUCAAGCGUUCAUGUCAUAAACUUGAGAACGAAAACCAAUAUCUACAAGAUUAUGUCGGCAAUUUGAUGAGUACUGAUAUCCUUUCAAAGAAAUAA
Messenger RNA from Saccharomycopsis crataegensis, 198 nucleotides. RefSeq names its product Slo1p (gene SLO1). The transcript has a single exon. Lineage: Eukaryota; Fungi; Ascomycota; Saccharomycetes; Ascoideales; Saccharomycopsidaceae. The coding region runs from base 1 to 198 and encodes 65 amino acids. The record is from RefSeq and is a predicted model, not a curated record.